AUGCCCGAUCUUCUCUUUACGGACUCGGGACAUCUCAAGUCGAUAGAGGGCAUAAGCACGCUUCCUGCCCAUCGGUGGACAUCGCGAUGUUCAAUAUGCCGCGAGAAGGAGGGAGCUGUGGUCAAGUGUUGGCACUGUAGCAAGGAAUUCCACGUUUCUUGUGCUUGGAAUGCCAGCUACAAAUUUGGAUUCGAAAUUCAACCGGUCAAGAGCAGUCGGAGGGAUACUACGACCACUGCGACGUUCCAGGGCGAAUCUGGUCUUAUGACGGCCGUUGUCAUUUGCAAGGACCACGAUUCUACUAAACGUCGGAUCUACGAUAUUUGUGAGACAGACGAAGGUGGAGAGACUGCGCUACAAGUUUACUGUCGGGCGUACAAACAAGCUCCCGUAGCACAGACACACGGGCUCCUUCGGAAAGCUCGUAGACUGGACCAAAUACUCAACAUUCAGCUCGAAACACCGUUACCAGAUCCAACACUGGACAACCUUCAAUGUUCUCAAUGUCAGACUCUGUAUUCCCCCGCUUUCUACCCUAGUGAUACCGGCACAUGGCUUUGCCAUAGUUGCAACUUCAAAGCCCAUCCCCCACCCGUCCAACCGUCUUCGACUACAAACCCCACACCUACUACCAUCUCUUCGCCACCUUUGACCCCUGAACCCAUGGAGGGUAUUCUUACCACCCCCAAUGGCACUGGCACAGGCACGGAACAGGCAUAUGCACCUGUCGUUGCGAGUACAUAA
This is a messenger RNA of Marasmius oreades (fairy-ring Marasmius), 744 nucleotides long. RefSeq lists its product as uncharacterized. The transcript is spliced from 4 exons. Gene Ontology annotation, molecular function: sequence-specific DNA binding; ubiquitin-protein transferase activity. Gene Ontology annotation, cellular component: Lid2 complex. Lineage: Eukaryota; Fungi; Basidiomycota; Agaricomycetes; Agaricales; Marasmiaceae. Gene Ontology annotation, biological process: histone catabolic process. The record is from RefSeq and is a predicted model, not a curated record. The coding region runs from base 1 to 744 and encodes 247 amino acids.